GUUUCUAUAAUGUAAUAAUACAGAUUACUUAUACAUAUACUAAAAUUCACCAUAAGAACUAAACCCUCCUUUGAUCCUCAUCGAUAUCCUGAAAAACAUCAACAAUGCAGUGCUGACACAGAGAUCCAGCAGAAAAAAAAAACAUGUAAGGUUCAGGGGAGCAAACUAUGAUUUCCUACCAUUAAUAAUGGAGGUAAUAAAUGUUGUGAAUUUUAUACAAAUGUUCACAAGGCAUAAGAUUGAGUCUGGGUGACACCAUCUGCACACACCGCCCAGAGGAGCAUCCUUUUCACUAUAACUCCAAAAGCUGACAACAACAAAAUUCAAUAACAAGCAAAAGGUAAUGUGAAGAAUACACAAAAAUCAUAAAACUUAAUUUGACAUUUCAAAGCCACCAUUCUCAGUGUUCUAGGAGGGAGGUACCUUUCAAAAUAAUAAGACAAGCUCCAAAACAAUAGCAGCAUUUGGGUCACAAAAGGAAACAGAGCCUCACUCUGAGAUAUUACAUCACAAUUACAUAUUCAGUAGUCAAGCUCAUUGCAUAUGUCAGAAAGUGAAAAAACAUAAUCUCCAACCCUUCAAAGUUGGUUAGGGACAAGUUGAAAUAGCAUCGUAUUUGACACAUGACAUGAAAAAGCAUCAUAUUUGAUACAUGACAUGACAUAGCAUCAUAUUUGAUACAAGAUAUGAAAUCUGUCUGAGAAAUCAAGAGCCUAUGUGUUUCCAGAGCUAACACUUGAAUAUGUCAGUCCACACUUAAGCAUAGGAUCAGGCUAGGUGCAAUGAGGAUAUCAUAACAUUAGAUAUUAGUGAGGCAUGGACUGGUGUCAAGUCUAAAUGAUUUUAAAAUAUAUUUUUUUUAUUUACACGCAUUCCAGUAAUCAAAAUUAAGUCUCUGCUUAUGAUUGAGUCAAAAUGUCUGUACCGGGUACAAAGUACAAUGAUCCAAAAUCAGCAACAAAGUUGGUUGGGAUGCUUUCUGAAUAUUUUUUUUUUUUAAAGCCAGUGCUAACCCUAGCACGAGAAUCUGCAACAUUUUUUAUAGAUUUUUAUCUGCUAAGAAAAUGUUUUGGGAGCUGAAGACGGGUGGAGUGUUUAAAUGGAGCCAAACACAGGGGUGGAGUGUUUAAAUGGAGCCAAACACAGGGGUGGAGUGUUUAAAUGGAGCCAAACACAGGGGUGGAGUGUUUAAAUGGAGCCCAACAUGGGGGUGGAGUGUUUAAAUGGAGCCAAACACAGGGUUGGAGUGUUUAAAUGGAGCCAAACACAGGGUUGGAGUGUUUAAAUGGAGCCAAACAGGAGUUUGAGUGUUUAAAUGGAGCCCAACACAGGGGUGGAGUGUUUAAAUGGAGGCAAACAGGAGUUAGAGUGUUUAAAUGGAGCCCAACACAGGGGUGGAGUGUUUAAAUAUCAUAGAUAAGUUUAAAAAAAAAAAAAAAAAAAGAUCAAUCUUGGGUGGGGUGUUUAAAUGGAGGCAAAAAGGGGGUAGAGUGUUUAAAUGGAGCCCAACACAGGGGUGGAGUGUUUAAAUAUCAUAAAUAAGUUUAAAAAAAAAAAAAAAAAGAUGUCCAUCUACUCUUUGAGAAAGCCACAUGAGGCCCCAGUUAGCCGACACAUGAGGCCCCAGUUAGCUGACACUGUCACAACAAAAUAUUAUCACAAUGACAAUGAAUAAAUGAGUUAUAAAAUGUCUAACUUUCUACUCAAGAACUCAAUAUAAAUAUUUCAGGAUCUCUUAUGAACAUCUCAAGAUAUGAAUGAUAGUAAAAACACCUUCAGGUUUUCUUUGUACUUCUUUGAACUCUGCCCAUAGUAACUAGACUUAGAGACAUUACCAUUGACCCAACUGCUUACAAACCAAAGUUAAAAUCUGUUCCCUGUCAACAAACAGCAACAGAUUUGUUUGAAGAGGCUACAUAAAUUCAAACUGAAUAUGACAUUUCCAGGACAUCAACAACAAAAACUUGAUCAAGUUAUUAACUGUUGUGUUGCUAU
Molecule: messenger RNA, 1995 nt
Organism: Lymnaea stagnalis (great pond snail)
Lineage: Eukaryota; Metazoa; Mollusca; Gastropoda; Lymnaeidae
Source: the annotation of a GenBank genome assembly